Molecule: messenger RNA, 1559 nt
Organism: Lecanosticta acicola
Lineage: Eukaryota; Fungi; Ascomycota; Dothideomycetes; Mycosphaerellales; Mycosphaerellaceae
Source: the annotation of a GenBank genome assembly
AUGGCUUUACAGGAUCUGAUCGAGCGGCUGCCGCUCCACGCAUCACCGGCUCUCACACCGCUCUCAGCAUUGCUUCUCCUCUUUGCCACCUACAUCAUCUACAGAUCUUUCCUCGAUCCACUCUCCAACAUCCCAGGGCCUCUCAUAUGCAAGCUCACAUAUCUCUGGGACUGGUAUCACUCCUAUCUUGGCGAUGAGUCGAAACAGAUUGACGUCCUCCACGCCAAGUACGGGCCAGUUGUCCGCAUCGGCCCCAAAGACGUGGUCAUUGCAGAUGGCGCCGCUCUAGCCCCAAUCUACUCGGAGAAGGGAGGGUUUCGGAAAGCUCCAUGCUAUGCCAACUUUGACUCGGAAGGCCAUGCGACAAUCUUCAGUGCUUUGGAUCCGAAGCAUCGCGCUGUUCGGAGCAAAGCCGUCAUGCCAAUGUUCAGUACAGCCAACAUCCGAGCCCGAAGCGAUGCCAUCGAAGGCUGUAUCGACAACAUGAUCUACAGAUUAAAGCAAGAAGCAGAAGAGAGCCGGCGAGCGAAGAAGGAAACAGGCGUAGCCCCACCCGUCGACGUGCUCAAUCUUUCUCGCGGCCUGGCCAUCGACGCUGUGAGCAACUAUCUUUUCGGAAAAGACUACGGCGCCAUCAGUGAGAAGUCCUCCAAAAUGAGUGCAAGCACAUACGUCGAUUCAAUCGUCAUCUUUGGGCGCUUGUUUUUCCUGCCUCCUUGGCUCUUCGUGCCUCUAAUCAUGGCCUACGAACGCUUCUUUCCCAACCCUGAAGUGGGCGCUAGCUCGGACAAGGUGAACUCCUUUACCAAUCCGCUCGCUGAAGACUGCCCGGAACACGAGGAUACAUAUCAGUCUCGGCUCCUGAAGGCAGGCUGCUCGGUGCACGAGGCAGAUGUACAGAUGAAAGACGUUAUCUUUGCCGGGACAGACACAAGUGAGGCAAUCCACCUGUUAUCCCUCUCAUCUCGCACCUACUGACUUGCCUCGCAGCUGGCACCAAUCUCGGGACGAUACUAUUCCAGCUCGCGAAACACCCUCAUUCGUAUCGUGAGCUUCAACAAGAAAUCAAAGCGGCCGAACAAGAAGAUCCUAAUUACAACCCCUCGAACCUCAAAUACCUCGAUGCAGUGAUUCGCGAAGGUCUCAGAACAUCACUCGCGAACCCAACUCGCUUCCCACGCUUGGUGCCUCCGACUGGCCUCACAUUCACAGCCAAUAACGGAUGUACUUAUCAUCUGCCACCCGGAGCUACCGUUGGUCUCUCGCCAUAUACACUGCAUUUCAAUCCAAAAGUCUUCUCCGACCCAACGGCAUUCAAACCCGAGAGAUGGCUCAAUGGUCCGACGCCGGAGAUGUAUCGAGACUUCAUCCCAUUUGGUCUGGGCCCAAGACAAUGCAUUGCACGCAACCUCGCUUCGAUGGAACUGACGCUUGCUGUGCGAGCCGUGGCAAAGUCGAAUGUCCUGGAGGGAGCAAGACCGGUGAAGGACAAGCUAGAAGUAUAUGAAUGGUUUAACGCCAAGGUCAAAGGCGAAAGGAUAGACCUGGUAUGGGACUAG